Messenger RNA from Fomitopsis serialis, 1110 nucleotides. Its product is annotated as gluconate transport inducer 1/Pac2. The record is from RefSeq and is a predicted model, not a curated record. Gene Ontology annotation, molecular function: DNA binding. The coding region runs from base 152 to 637 and encodes 161 amino acids. The transcript has a single exon. NCBI's taxonomy places the organism in Eukaryota, Fungi, Basidiomycota, Agaricomycetes, Polyporales, Fomitopsidaceae.
GACGAGAUCUCGCGCGCGGUCAGUCAACUUUGUUUUUGAACUUUAUAUGCGAUUUUGCUGACCAUCGCAAUGUCCGUCAUCGCCGCGCACGUCCUCUCGCCGACGUCGCUGUCCCCGCCGUCCUCGCCAUGGGCUCCACAGUCUCGCCGCCAUGUCCCACGACUCCCAGCAGUCCCCUACCAGCGGCAGCGGGUCCAACAACUGGACAGACCCGCCGUGGACGGGCUUCAUCGAGACGACAGGUGACGCGCUGCUCAUCCUCGAAGCGGCGCGGCGCGGUAUGAUUCCUCGCGUCACCCGACGCCUCGUCGAUUCCGAGCGCAAGAUGAUCACCUCGGGCUCUGUCUUCGUCUUCGACGAGGACGAGAGCGGCAUCAAGCGAUGGACGGACGGGUUCUUCUGGAGCCCGAGUCGUAUAUUGGGCAAUUUCCUACUCUACCGCGAGACGGAGAAGCGCGGUGCAGGGCAUAGGAGCGCCCGUGUUGAGCAGCAAGAAGAAGUGGACGCGAAGGGCGAGGGGCAGUCGCUGAGCAGGCCAAAGAGUGAGGCACACCGUCUGACGGGCGUCGACCGCCAGCGCGAGCGCAGCCUUGUAGGCAGCCUCACGAACAGCUACAAGUUCAAGCCAGGUGGAUGAUGAAGAAGGUGCGUCAUCCGUUAUCUCACCGAAACGGUCUCCCGUAUUGAAUAUCCUCAAGACUUUCUCCCUGACUAUCGGUGGCGUCGCCCAGCACCUCAUAUCCUACUACAAGAUCGAGGAUGUCGAGAAGGGCCGCCUGCGCUCGCCGUCGUCCCUGCCUGAACUCGCCUCGCUCGACAUUUCCCCAGAGUACCUAGACAAGACACAUUUCCGCAACCCGCCCAAAGUCGAGGUCGGCGUUGACGGCGUCCCGCGCUACCGCGGCGACGCUGACGACAGCGAGUCCUCGCCGACGCUCUUACCCGCGCCGCUCUCGGGCAUGCCAAUCUACCCGGACAGCAGCGAUUCUUCCAAGCGCGGCAAGCAGCGCUACGGCCCCUACGACGGCAGCACCUCCAACAAGCGGCGCAAGAAGAGCUCCGCGUCUAACCCUGGCUCCUCUCCGGUGGAACCGACUUCUCCCUCAUCCG